UUUUUUUAUUUUAUUUUUUUUCUUUCUUACUCCCUGUUUUUAUACUAUUGUAAUAAUAUUUCCUCCUUUCUUUGUUUGUACCUUUAACCGCAUUAGGUUUUUGGUUGGAAAACAUCCAAAAUCACCACAACAUUACAAGACUGACACCAGUUUAAACAAACAAACUAAUCUCAAUGGAGCUACCAUGGUCCAACUUACUCGCCAUGGCCAAUGCAUUGACAGGAACGCCUUGGUUAUAUUUUGUUCUCUAUCUUCAACUGUCUCUUCACUUGUCAUGUUUCCAAAUAGGUUUACUUAUGGCUUAUCUCUACAUGGUACGUUGGAUGGCCAAUAAUAUUAUUAUCUAUCUUUUCGAUCGUCUUUCUCGUCAUUACAGCAUUUUUUUAACUUUGUUUUGUAUCUUGGUCGGUAUAUCUUCUCUUUUGGUUUUCUUCAUCCUUUCUUCUUACUCAACAUGGAUGACGAAUGUCGACAAAUCUCCUUCUUCUUAUUAUUGGUAUCUCAUUUUGGCUUCUUUGACUCUCUUUGGUUCUUUUUAUCUUUCUUUGGGUGUUUUGGUCGAAAGUGUCAUUUUGAAAAGCUGGGGUGAAUAUCGAAUGUAUUUUUACGGUCAUCAUCGUUCCUGGUCGGAAUGGACAGUCGUAUGCUUGACAGGUAUGGUUGGAUUGAUCUGUUUUCUUUUAUCAACUUUUACUGCUGACAGUGAUGACGAUGAUGAUGAACAACGAGAUACAGUUUCUUAUCUUCUUGCUCCUCUAUUUACUGGUAUGAUUACAUUUGGCGUAUGUGUCAUGUGCCUAAUAGCUCUUUUCAAGAUCCAAUCCAUGCCGUCUGAUCCUACUUCUUUGGGCUUGACUCCUUCGACCCCUUGGUUAUUGAAGAAUGCAGUACUAAAUCCUUCUGAUCUAUUACUAAUGCCAUCCUAUUUUGCUCCUUACAAACCUUACAGUCUUUUUGGUGAACCCUUAUCCCAUAUCUCGGAAGAAGAUGCUAGUAUGGUACAACGUAUGACAAGUCAUCCUUCGCUGAUCCGUGAGUCAAGCCGCACAAGCUCUCAAUCAGCUUAUUCUUAUACAACAACUCCGCUCUCAAUUCACAAUAGCAACAACAAUAAUGGUACCUCAUCAUCCUACGGUGCAACCAUGAUGAAUCCUACUAUCGACCCUCCUAAUUUCUUGUCAUCAUGGCUCAAUUCAACUCUUUGGUCAGGACGCCGACUUAAUAAUACAAAUACAACUUACUCUUAUGAUCCUGUUUCUUCUCCAGUGAAUGAUGAUGAUGUGCACAACAACAAUGACGAUAGAUCAUCCAAUUUACAUCAUCAACAACAACAAUAUACCUUGACACCUUGUUGGGAUACGGUUCCUUCAUAUGAAUUGGCAUUGUUCUCAUUUACGGCACCUGACAUGCCUUCGAUCGCCAUGCUUCCAUUCAUCAUGUCCUGGUUCAACAAUAAAAGCAACACUAACAGCACUAGCAAUAUUACUGGAUCUGUUCGAUAUUCUACAGCAGCUGCAGCAGCCACCGCCAAUAUGGCAAAUAUUUUUACUCCAUCCUUAUCCGGACCUCUUCUGAUCAAUCCACCUCCUAUAGAUAAUUGGAAAUUACUCUCACUUCAAUUGACAAUGUUCCUCUUAGGGUGCGAUUCGGCCAUGCUUCAAAUGUUUUUACUUGUUUAUCUAUAUGUCUGUUUGAAUUUGCCCAUGUUUUUAAUUAGUUUGACUGGAUCCUGUAUUAUUCUAUCUGAAAUCUUGCUUUUGACAACAGUGACAAAGUGGAUUCAUGGUACCAAUUUUACUGGGAUGACUUCGCUUAUUCAUGCCACCUUGAUUAUCUGUUCAUUCUCUUAUUUAUGGCUUCAAUCCGAUAAUGAAAUCACGAUGAUUGCAUCUUUAUUACUUCCUUUCCUAUCAAGUGGUGUUUUUUAUUUGGCUUGGUUAGUGGCUUCAGAUAGAGUCAAUACUUUGGUAUGGUCGGAUCAACAACGUAUCUGUCAAAGAGCUAUCUUGUCUACAUUAUUCUGUUAUGUAGGGCCUAUGGUGGGAGCUUGUCUAACUGGUGCCAUGAUCUCGUCUUCUUCUCAUUUGUCAUCAUUACCUUAUACGUCCGAUAAUCUCUUGAACAAUCCAGUCGCAUUUUCCUCAGUGUACCAUUCAUCCAUUGGACUCUUGGCCAUAAGUUUUGUGGUUUCCUGGGGUUGGUCUGCUGAUGAUUGAAUUCAUUUUUUACUACUCUGAUUCCUUUAUUAUUAUUAUUAUUAUUAUUAUUAUUUCUUUGUAUAUACCUUCUUACUUUUAUCUUUUCCUGUAUCACUCUGUUUAUUUAUUAUAUACAUUUCAUUAUUAUAUAUCCAUAAAUAUGAAAUAAAGAAAAGCAAC
Halteromyces radiatus is the source of this 2378-nucleotide messenger RNA. RefSeq lists its product as uncharacterized. Bases 174 to 2216 code for a protein of 680 amino acids. The record is from RefSeq and is a predicted model, not a curated record. NCBI's taxonomy places the organism in Eukaryota, Fungi, Mucoromycota, Mucoromycetes, Mucorales, Cunninghamellaceae. The transcript is spliced from 4 exons.